CUCAUUGGCGCCGCGCGGAGAGGCGGAAUGUUCAACUCCUGACUCCGGCGGAAGCGUGGGAGCAGCGCGGGCCGCCGUCCCCGACCCCCGCCGCCGCUCGCACCGGGCCCGGGAGCCAGAUUUUGUGGACGUUUACUACUUUGUCAUUAUGAGAUGUCGUCUCUCGGUACCUCCUUUGUGCAAAUUAAGUUUGACGACUUGCAGUUUUUUGAAAACUGCGGUGGAGGAAGUUUUGGGAGUGUUUAUCGAGCCAAAUGGAUAUCACAGGACAAGGAGGUGGCUGUAAAGAAGUUACUCAAAAUAGAGAAAGAGGCUGAGAUACUGAGCGUCCUCAGCCACAGGAACAUCAUCCAGUUUUAUGGGGUGAUUCUGGAACCCCCCAACUAUGGUAUCGUCACAGAAUAUGCUUCCCUGGGGUCCCUGUAUGAUUACAUUAACAGCAACAGGAGUGAAGAGAUGGACAUGGAUCACAUCAUGACCUGGGCCACCGAUGUAGCCAAAGGGAUGCACUACUUACACAUGGAGGCUCCGGUCAAGGUGAUCCACAGAGAUCUCAAGUCAAGAAAUGUCGUCAUUGCUGCUGAUGGAGUACUGAAGAUCUGUGACUUCGGUGCCUCUCGGUUCCACAACCACACAACACACAUGUCCUUGGUUGGAACUUUCCCAUGGAUGGCUCCAGAAGUUAUUCAGAGUCUCCCUGUGUCUGAAACCUGUGACACGUAUUCCUAUGGUGUGGUUCUCUGGGAGAUGCUAACAAGGGAGGUCCCCUUUAAAGGUUUGGAAGGAUUACAAGUAGCUUGGCUUGUAGUGGAAAAAAACGAGAGAUUAACCAUUCCAAGCAGCUGCCCCAGGAGCUUUGCUGAGCUGUUACAUCAGUGUUGGGAAGCUGAUGCCAAGAAACGGCCAUCAUUCAAGCAAAUCAUUUCAAUCCUGGAGUCUAUGUCAAAUGACACGAACCUUCCUGACCAGUGUAACUCAUUCUUGCACAACAAGGCGGAAUGGAGGUGUGAAAUUGAGGCAACCCUUGAGAGGCUGAAGAAACUAGAGCGAGACCUCAGCUUUAAAGAGCAGGAGCUCAAAGAACGGGAGAGACGCUUGAAGAUGUGGGAGCAGAAGCUGACCGAGCAGUCCAACACCCCGCUUCUCUUGCCUCUUGCUGCAAGAAUGUCUGAGGAGUCUUACUUUGAAUCUAAGACAGAGGAGUCAAACAGUGCAGAGGUGUCAUGCCAGAUCACAGCAACAAGUAACGGGGAGGGCCAUGGCAUGAACCCAAGUCUGCAGGCCAUGAUGCUCCUGGGCUUUGGGGAUGUCUUCUCAAUGAACAAAGCAGGAGCUGUGCUGCAUUCUGGGAUGCAGAUAAACAUGCAAGCCAAGCAGAAUUCAUCCAAAACCACAUCAAAGAGGAGGGGGAAGAAGGUCAACAUGGCCCUGGGGUUCAGUGAUUUUGACUUGUCAGGUGAUGAUGAUGAUGAUGAUGAUGAUGGCGAGGAGGAAGAGAACGAUGUGGAUAAUAAUAGUGAAUGACGGCAGAAAGUAAUAAAGCUGAAAUGUUUUUUUAAUGUAAGAAAUGUAUUAUCUCAGUCUGUGCAAACAGCAGCAUAGGGAGGCGAGCACUGAGUACUGCACCUUAGGCCAUGCUCACCGAGGGCGAUUUCCUCAUCAGUGUGACUUUACUUUUGCAUUCAGAAAAGUGAGGCACGGGAAUUAAGCUAAAGGUAUAUUUAUUAGCGAGUGUGGUGCCUGGUUAUAGAAACGUGUGAUUAUAUACAUACCAUGUCCUUAAACAAAUGACAUUUGGGCCUUUCUGCUUUAAAGUACAUACUUGGUAGUUUGUAUUUGACUAUUGUAUUCCCUUCACUCACUCAGUUGGGAAAAUGUCCAUUUGGAACAAGUUCUACUCCUGACUCCACUAAGGUUCUUCCUUGUCCAGUACAUCAUAAUGGUGGAGGUGAUGGACGACUAUAACAUACAGCCACAUUUAAAAGCGGGGGGGCUGAGAUGAAAUGAGGUUAUUUUUUUAAAAAUGCUUCUUCAGAAAUAACUAGACACCAGGAAUUUACAAACCAAAUAGCACACAGCUCCUCAAAGUAAAACCUUAGUGGUGUUCUCUAGUGACAUUUGAAGGGGAAAUCCUCUGGGUUUGAAGUGAGCAGCAGACAUCACUAGCUUGCAUCCCCCAUGCUGGCUGGAAGCAUCCUAACAUGAACACACUGUCACCGUAAGCUUAGCUUGUGCUUUAUACAGAAUUUGGAUGUGUCUAGGCAUGAGCAGGCUGAGCACACACCUGCUCUGUCCAUCCAAUAAAAUCACUCUGUUUCUGUUUCCCAGAGGUGCAUAUAAUAAUAUUAGAUUGUAAUCUAUGUGUAGGAAAAAUAAACACUAUAAAUAGGGAAGACAGGUUAUCCCUCUUAGACACAAGUAUGUUCUGAUCAGGUCUUUCUGUUAAAUGUCGCUAUACAGUGCUGCCCCCCCCCUUUCUUUUCACUGAGCUCUGUGAUGCUGGUUUGAGAAAUAGAUUCAGGUUGCUACUUACUAUGAAGGCCAGGCUACCCAGAGACACUCUCAGAGACUAGCUUCUCUAUCAAAACUUACUUAAGCUAUAAAUACAACUAGAUAAAUACAAUACAAAACUCUUUAUCAGUCUAAUGGGACAUAGUGUCAUUCAUUUGACAAUGAAAACGAAAUAGUUUUCUGUGGUCCUUUUUGUUCAGAAGCUGACAUCAGGUGUGUGUGGUGGCUAGUGUCCAUAAUCCUGGUACUUGGAAGCUGAGGCAGAAGGAUGGUGAGGUUAGCAACAGCCUGAUGGAGCUACAAAGCAAGACUCUGUCCCAAGAAAGGAUUAGAUGCCAUCCACUGCUGUUUCUAAGUAUGUUUGGUUAUGAAGUCUUUGGGAGUCUGAGAUGGGGUGUGCUUCUAACCCUCAGUGAGAAUUGAAAUGUCCCACCAAAAAUGAAAGCUCACUGCAGCUUUAUUGGGGAGAGAUAACUAGUGCAAGGUUCUGACUGUCUGUGGCUGUGCAGUCCUGGGUAGACUAUUUAAUCUCAGAGCCUAUAUGCUCUUCAUUAUCAUGAUGCGAAUGCUAAUCUACUUCAAAGAAAAAGAAUCAGAAGAAAGUGUCUGACCAUGUAGCAUAGCACCAGGCCAUGGCAGGUGCCACUUAACACCACCUACAGCUAAUUGUCAAGUAAAAGAGACAAGAGAAAUAAGUGGGUUCAGUAACCUCUGCUUACUCAGAAGUAUGAAGCUAAGAGUAGAUAGCCAUCAGGAAAUAUAAAGAGAGCAAUUUUUAGGAUGUAAAAAUGUGCAAACAGAUUUAAUUCAGUUGCCCUUGGAACCUGUGUGCCAUGACCAGGUCUACCUGUGCUGGGUGUUUACAGACUGGUACAGUCUGCCUGAGAAGGUGACUUCCCCUUGUGCCUGUCCUGUUGUAAUCUUCUGCACAUAUAUAUUCUAGAUAUGUAGCCAUGCCACUCAAGCAGAACAUCUUGGAGGGGGCAAAAGUUGAUGCCUAGCAACCCCUGAUUUCCCAGCAUGCUGUGAGUACCUGAAGGAGACAAUGGCAAGUACAGGCUCUUAAAGCCUCUUGCACAUCUAUAUGUCCAGGCACAAGUUAAAGUCAACAAGUGUUCACUGGGGCCCUGUUCUACCGAGUUCUCGAGAAUAGAUGACAGCGUCUGCACGCAGUGAAGCGUGCGUGCUAGUGAGCAGUCAGGAUAGCGUGUGUCAUAGAACGUUAUGAUUUUAAGUGCAUGCUGGAGAUCGGAGGGAGGAAGAGGAGGCUGGUGUGAGAGGUCGUCAGAGUGUGGUCAGAAAAGGCCCGGCUGAUGGGUAACAUCGUACAGAGCUGAGGGAAGUGGAGGGAGCUCUGUGAGAGGCGACUUCUGCCCUCGAUGGAAGAGCAUACGCCUCACCCCCCCCCCCAAUCAGGAGAUGGUUUAGAACAUAUAAAUGGCAAGGAAAUCAUGGGGGGGUUCCUAAAUUAAUACCUAAAUUCAUAUUCUAUAUAAAAUUUUAAUGCAUUAAAAACCAGCCAGAUAGUGCCACUAGGGAAAAGUUACUGGAUUCUAUACCCAGACCUAGGUUUACCAUUACCAAGUGUAUUUCUCCCAUCUCUUAACUGCUGCCUUUUUCUCCAUCAAUGUUGGAGCCAUACUCAUAGCUCAGUACUCAGUCAUGGAGAAACCACAGGACUUGGGAUAGAGCCUCGGUGGAGAGCUUCUAAACGCUCUGUCUGGGACUACAUAAUACACCAUUGGCUAGUUUAUUUCUGCUCCAAAUUAGUCUACAGCUAGUUGCUUAGAAAUGUUCAAACAUGCUGGGCGUGGUAGGGCAUACCUUUAAUCCCAGCACUCAGGAGACAGAGGUAGGAGGAUCUCUGAGUUCAAGACCAACCAGGCCAGCCAGGGCUGUUACACAGAGAAACUGUCUGGGGGGAAGAAAUGCUCAAACGUACCUGAAAUCUGACUCAUAUAAACAGGAUCCUAUGGAGUUCUCACACCAUCUAUAAGGAUCACUAGAAAGCUUUAGAUUCAGUUAAUUUUAUUUUUUUUAAAUCUAUUAGCAGAAUUUCUAAUGAUGCUAAUAUAGAACUAACUCACUUAUUAGGUCAGAUUUUGAACAAUGACAAAUUAUCAGUGUUAGAUUUUAUUUCAAUGACAUGACUUACAAAGGAACACAAUUCAGAAUUUAAAGAAGUCCCCAGAAAUGUAAAGGUUCAGAUGGAGAGUUAGAACUCUGGAUUAUGGUGAUAAUUGUUAACCAGAUGGCAGGCUGCCUCGCCUUUACCUUUCCCUGAGCAUGGAGAAUUUGAGGACACCAACUGUAGGUCUCAGCUGAUAGGAAUUGCCACCUUGACUAGCCAGCUUACUGCCUAGCCUGAUGGCAUCCUGCUUGCCAGGAACAGUCCUGUCUUGCAAAAUCCCCACAGCGUUGCCCUGUCCCCACUGUGGUUUGUUAAGUCUUUACACUUCUGCUAUCCAGAUCUAGUUUUCCCCCAAACAAAAUUACCCGAGCCUUUUCAGAGCGAUAAUGACACCUCCUGCAUUUUAGGAAGUUGUAGCUUUUUCUCAGAACCCUGUUUGUGGAAAUGAUUUCUCCCCCCACCCCAUGGUUGCGGGUAGGAACCCUAUGAAAAACUGCGUCCCUGGGGGAGGGGCACUGACCCGUUAAGGUGACUCCACAAUAGGACAGCCCUGGUGGAGAGGCCAUCAUUCUGCAGUCAUUUCAAGGAAAUUUUUUUCUAAUCUUUUUUUUCUUAAGUAAAAUCACAUUUUUAUUGUUUCACAAAUCGCCAAUGGGAUAAGGUUGAAAGCACACGGCACACUUCUUUUGAUGCCCUGACAAUACUGAGGACUGCUUUGGGUUUGUUUUUUGUUGUUAGUGUUUUUUUGUUGUUUUUUUUUUUUUAACCAGUAACUUUUAAAAAAGAAGCAGUGAAUUUGUUAGUCUUUAACACCAGCUGAGGUAUUCACACUUGAUCCCAUUAAAAUCAAAGGGGGUGUUCAGAAGAGACCCAGAGCCGUUUUCCUUCAAGUUACUGUGUGUGUGUGUGUGUGUGUGUAUACAUGUAUAUAUAAAACUCCAGUUUUCAUUAGAAUGCUAAGCAUUUUAUGAAAGAUAGUUUUCAAACCUAGUGAGUUACAUAUUGAUACUUUAAAAACUAUUUCAAAAGUAUUGGGCAGCCUUGUGAAACCAGUCAAGUCCCACCACGCCACAGACACACAGUAGAGCAUAAAUCUUUCUAUAAUCAGGCACCGUCUGCUGCUUUCAAGAAAGACCAUUUUCCUGUGUAGACUAUAAGCACUGUCGCAGAGGCUCCAUCCUGCUGCACAUAGCAUAGCCUGACAGACAGCUCUGGGUACAGCAUUCUGUGAUUAAAAAGUGAAUGUCUGUCAGGAAAUCGGGACAGGCCAUGUCUCCUCAGACCCCAACCUUGUGGGCACUCUGUUGCUUGUGUGAGAAACUUUCUGGCAUGUGGUUAGUUAUUUCAAACUGGAGUUCAGGCACUGAUGCAACUGUUUUAUAGCGUGUGCGAAAUACUCUUAGUUCCAACACGACACACUGCUUUUGCACUCUAAAAAUAUUAGAAAUAUUUCUAUCCUUUGAGUGUGGGCUUUUAAUAAGGGGCAUCAUCACUGUGUUUUCAUAAUAGUCUUCUCUCCUUCACUCUAUUGCAAUGUUAUCCUGAGCAAGUCUAUGCCAAAUGCCAUGUAUAAUGUUUGUAUGGAAGAUUAAACUGCGCUCCUGUGUGGUAAGACUGUUUAGUUGCCGACUUCAUAGUUGGAGUUUGAUAUUCCAGCACGGAGUCCACGAUGUAUUCAGAAAUCCAAGCUGGUGUCAUACAUUUCAUUCUGAUGUGAACUUUUCUCUGCUUCCCUUUGUUCUAAGACUCCAUUUUGCAAUAAACGUUUUGACAGUAAA
Molecule: messenger RNA, 6420 nt
Organism: Mesocricetus auratus (golden hamster)
Lineage: Eukaryota; Metazoa; Chordata; Mammalia; Rodentia; Cricetidae
Gene: Map3k20
Product: mitogen-activated protein kinase kinase kinase 20
Exons: 12
Coding region: 154-1524 (456 amino acids)
Biological process (GO): protein phosphorylation
Cellular component (GO): cytoplasm
Molecular function (GO): protein kinase activity; ATP binding; protein binding
Source: RefSeq, a predicted model, not a curated record